Molecule: messenger RNA, 2756 nt
Organism: Pomacea canaliculata
Lineage: Eukaryota; Metazoa; Mollusca; Gastropoda; Architaenioglossa; Ampullariidae
Product: tctex1 domain-containing protein 1-B-like
Biological process (GO): microtubule-based movement
Cellular component (GO): cytoplasm; cytoplasmic dynein complex
Molecular function (GO): dynein intermediate chain binding
Source: RefSeq, a predicted model, not a curated record
UACACGACAGGAAACAUAUGUUAUUAAAUUCCAAGAUUAGUAUUUUGCCACUUCACUGUGGCAUUCAGUCACCAGGCAACAGUACAGGUAUAUAUAUAUAUACAGCACAAAAUCAAGAUGUCGCAUUCUGAUCGGGACCGAGCCAAGGAAAAGGCAGCCCGACUUCUGAAGAAACAAGGUAGCCUGACGUCUCUCAACAGUAGCGAGGCUACAUUAAGACAUGGUGACCGACUUAGUCGCUUUGAAACAACCAGCACAGUUUCCUAUAUGGAUGAGCCUGGGCAUGAUGAGCAUUUUAAACCACCUGCUCGCUAUGAAAAUACCUAUCAGCUAGAACGCAAAAAAAUUCCAUACUCCAUUGUCAAAAGCAUCAUGCAGGAUGUACUGGAUGGUUACUUAGCUGAAGAGAAAUAUGAACCAGAGCUGUGUCGACAAAUGACCAAAACAUUAUCUGAGGUCAUUAAAGCCAAAGUGAAGGAGCUGAUGAUUCCACGUUACAAGAUUAUUUGUCUGGUGCAUAUAGGACAGAUGGGAGAUCAGGGCAUUCGCAUAGGCAGCCGGUGCCUGUGGGAUCAUGUAAAUGAUUCAUUUGCUUGCUCAGAGUUUAAAAAUAAUUCCCUGUAUGCUAUUGCAUCAGUAUAUGGAGUCUAUUAUGAGUAAACAUUAGGUGUCAUUUGCAUGUGUGAAUGGUGUAUCAUGAGAAAAUGUCUUGCAUAGGUGAAUCAGUGGUGACAAAAAAUGCAACCAUUUCAAAUUUGUAGUUUUCACAUGAAGGUGAAGUAUUUAUAUUUAUACUGAUUAACUUUAGUGAAUGAACAAUGAUAUUUAAGAAUCAGAAGCAAAUAGUAGUCUUGUACUUAAACCAUGUGGUAAAUAUUUGAAAGAUAUUCAGAGAUUUUGCUUCUGAAAGUUUUCAAGCUGCUGGCCAAAGAUUUUUAUUAAAAUUUUAUAUAGUUAUAUAAUUCAAAAUUAGCAAAACAUUGCAACAUCUUAAAGUAAUUGGCAAAAUGUCCUUAUUUCUGAGUAUUUUUGAUUAAUACUUUAGUCAAUAGAUGGUAGAUGAACAGGAUUGAGAAGAGUGAGAGGUGGAACAAGAAUGCAAGGAAAGUAAAUUAACACUAAGAGCAUUUAUAGCCCUAAUUUUACAAACAUAAAAUAUGUGACAUACUGACAGAACUAACUUAAAUUUUUUUGUUGUAAAUAUUUAUUUUAAUGACUUUUUUUUUUGUAUUAUAAACAAAAUGUUUACAUUCAGUGUACAGUUCUGUGGUGGUCAUUUUCCUUGAACAGUUGUGAUUUUAUGUGUGUAGUGGAAACAGGAAUAGAACGGCCCUCAGUGUCAUCCUUCCACCAAUGUGCUUUAUAUAUGCAUCAUAUAAUACCUUUCUAAUGGUAGCUACUUCAGUAUGUUAACCAUUGUAAGUAAUGUUGUGCUGACUAGUACUUAUACCUUUAUACUUACACAAGUAAUUGUCCCGCUGAAGCCAUGAAAAGUUGUAGAGGGUGGGUCACUGUUGAUUUCAAACAAUAACCAGAGGCACAUCACCUGAUAAAUGCUGCAACCAAAGAUGCUUUUGCCCAUGUACUUGUUGAUGAUCCAGCAUGUAUUGGUGUGACUCAAACCAGACACAAGGACGUUUUAAAAUAUGGGCUUUUUGUCUUAACAGAAAGUGAAAUUGCCAAAAGAAAAAAGUACUUGUCUCGUUAAAAAAAAAAAAAAAAAGCCUCUAUUUCAAAUAACUUGGUUCUUUGAAAUGAAGGCUUUGUUUCUUCAAUAUCUUUAUUGACUACUGCUGAUAGAAGGCAGCUGUGCUAUUUACACACCCACACACACAUAUAUACCUAAAUUUUUGGCAUUUUACAUGCCUGCAUCUUAAACCUUUAUCAUAUCGUGUGUCAAAUCUGUGAUACUGUUUACCAUCCAGUAUAUAACAUGAAUUUUUAAAACAUUGCUUUGUCAAAAUUGCGUGUGUAUGUAAAUGAAUGCUUUGCAUUUCAAUUACUUUUGACAUGCUAAGUACUCAUACAAGUACUUUCUUUUGUAAAUACGUUUCAUGUAAUAUUUAUAUGUCAUAUAAUUAUGUAUGAAGCCUUCAUUAGCUGAAUUAGACUUUGGCUAAUUGGCAUCUUGUUUCUUGCAGUAUGCAGAACAAGAAAACAUUCCUCAAUUGUAAUCUAAGAUAAUUAACAAUUUAAAAUAAGUUUAUUUGUGUAAAUGUAAUAUAAAAUGAUGCUGUCUGCUCGGUAGAUGAUCUAAAAAAAAAAAUAGUUUGCAUUUAAAAAUAUCACUACAAUAGUUUAGGAAUGCAGUGCAGGAUUUCUAGCUGAAUACGGCAAGUUUUACUAAUUAGUACAUGCAACAUUCAAUAGGUGGCAUUGCAGCUAUUAUGUUAUGGUCUCCAGUCUUUCAUAAUUGCAGCCAAGACUUUUCAUUGGUAGCCAGUGUACUUUAGCUUAACACAAUUGCUGUCCAAAGUUUUGGAUAUCAAAUGCUGUACCUUUCAGCACAAAUCACUUGUUAUAGUCUUAUGGUACUGCCUUUUCUGUUUUGGAAAAAAGCAAUUCCACUUACCAAGAAUCUAGCUUAAGGUGCUGGGGUAGGAGGGAAAAGAUGUUAAAUUAACCAAUUCCAAACUUGAGAGAUUCUUUUGUCAUAUUACACUAUGUAACAUUCCUUGAUACCUGAGUAUACAGCAUAUAUUUUCAAAAAUUCAUCAUUAAGUGCAUUGAAAUACAAUUGUGAUCAGCAAAUUUUU